Messenger RNA from Pimephales promelas (fathead minnow), 1287 nucleotides. Lineage: Eukaryota; Metazoa; Chordata; Actinopteri; Cypriniformes; Leuciscidae. The record is from RefSeq and is a predicted model, not a curated record.
UCACUUCCUGGUUGACGCAGCUAGAAGGAAGAGCUCGAAGAAAGCAACUGAAAGAAAAGGCUGAAGAAGACAUGGCUGAACUGUCACUGUACCUCACAAACGUUAACGUGUCUCUUGGACAAACUAUGGAUACAGAGAAGAGUUCAACUGUGGUGAAAGACUUUGAAAAUGUGGAACUUGGAGAUUUGGGCAAAAAGCAGCCAAAGAUUCCUCGCAGAACAAUCUACUUUGCAAGUGGUGAAACCAUGGAGGAGUACAGUACUGAUGAAGAGGAGGAAGAAGAACAGGAGAAAAAGAACACUUUAAGGACUGUGGAUCCGGCAAAGUUGACCUGGGGUCCGUACGUCUGGUUCCAAAUGUGGAGAGUGGCUACCUCAACCAUCUCAGUUUGUGACUAUCUUGGAGAGAGAAUGGCCUCAUUGCUGGGAAUCACAACACCAAAAUAUCAGUAUGCAAUUGAUGAGUACUACAGGAUGAAGAAGGAGGAGGAAGAAGAAGAGGAGGAAAACCAUCUCUCUGAGGAGGCAGAACGUCGUUUUGACGAACAGAACAACCAGGAGGGCCAGCAGCCAAAGACUGAGCAACCAGAAACAACUGCUUCUUUUGUGAAUGUGACCUUUGAACUGGAGCAGGAAUCACAUGCUACACCUGAUGCAAAUAAAGUGCCUGCACCCAUUCCCUCCUAAAAUUAUUGUUCUGUGGAUUGGGAAUAUUUGACGGUUUUACCAUAUUUACCGUAAGCAAAAGGUGUGCUGGUUUCCUUUUUGGGGGAGUAAAGUUUAUCAUUUGAACAUGAAGAUAACAUGUUGUUUGUGCAUAGCUGACAAUGUUUCUGCUUUGAACGCAGAACUAUUUUAGCAAUCAGUUUAUAAAGCCAUACAUAAAUCCUCUUUUAGUCACUACAACAAUUCAUUGUACGUUUUAAUAAUGAUAAACCCCUAAGAAGUCUGCCAAACACAUUAAAAACUGCAUGGAUUGAACAAGAUGCUGAGACAUUAGUUGUAAUAUUAGAAAUUUCUAUGUUACUGAUGAGUUGUGUAAGGUAGUGUAAAUGGUCAGAUGGGUAGACCCUCUCUUUCAAACAGCUAUUUUUCGUACUAAAUAUUAUUUACUAUGUGAACACGCUUUUUGUGUGUGCUAUAAAUCUGUGCUUUACCCAUGAUUUUUGAAUUCAAUUUCUCUACCCCCCUUACACAAACAAAUGCUUUUCAUUUUGAAGACUGUUUAAUUUAUUUGUGUAUAAUAAUUUUGUAUUAUGUAGGUGAAAAUACACCUACCUUUCUAUAA